Pocillopora verrucosa is the source of this 3528-nucleotide messenger RNA. RefSeq names its product 4-hydroxybenzoate brominase (decarboxylating). Gene Ontology annotation, molecular function: NADP binding; flavin adenine dinucleotide binding; N,N-dimethylaniline monooxygenase activity. Lineage: Eukaryota; Metazoa; Cnidaria; Anthozoa; Scleractinia; Pocilloporidae. The record is from RefSeq and is a predicted model, not a curated record.
UCGUUACUUUCUUCUCAGGAUUAUAUGUUUGUCUUGUCGAUUCAGCUGAAACGGCUGACCGCCGGCACACACUUAUGACGUACACGCCGAAAGCGAAGAAGCAGGGUGAUGAGUGAUAGUUAAGAUUCAUGAGACCCUCAGAGAGAUGACCUUUGUUGAACAGCUGACUUGAUUUAUCAAACAAAGGAUCAAUUUAUUUGAUUAUUUCAGUCCCUUAACUGAGCAGAUUUUUCGAACAAAAAGCGGAGCAUGUGAUUCCACAUGGAAAGAGCGCUUACUAGAAAAGAAGGAAAAAACCAAGGCAGGCACGAUCAGGAAGGAAGAAACUAUUGAAUAGCAUACCGCAAGAUGAGUGGAAGGAACAUGUCGAAACGCAGAUCAUGGAAAGAGCUUUAAAGAACACACAAAGCUGGCCGAAAGUCAUUUGUGACCAACACUGACGUCAAACUUCGUCAAAGUCCAUCUUCACACAAAGAUAUUUCUUCCAAAAAUUAUUUGCAAGCAGAGCAAAAUCAUCAUUAUGUCUGAAUCUGAGUCAAUUUUUCACGAUGUGACCGUCAUUGGGGCUGGUUGGUCAGGGUUAAUGGCGUGUAAGUACAUGCUGGAGUUUGGACUGACUGUUGCCACGUUAGAGAAACGUUCAGAGGUAGGUGGGUUGUGGUGUUUCUCAGAGGACCCUAACAUUGUCACAGUCAUGCAGACUACAAGAACGACUUCAUCAUCAUCCGUGACAGAAAUGUCAGAUUUUCCAAUGCCGGAGGAGAUUGGAUGCUUUCCCAAGCACGCAGACAUCUUCGCCUACUUGAAAUCCUACUGUGACGAGUUUAAGUUGUGGCCUCACAUUCGACUGGAUCACGGAGUGAAGUCAGUAGAGAAGAGAGACAACCUGUGGCGAGUUGAAUGCGAGAACGGCAGCGUGUUCACCAGCAAAUUCUUGAUAAUUUGCACAGGCUGUGUACAGAAGCCUAAUCGAGUUCUGGAACAGACUCUCCUUAAAGAUUUCGCUGGCAAAAUCUACCACAGCUCUGAGCUCAAGUCAUUUGUCCCUGAGCAUAAAGGCAAACGAGUGAUGGUAAUUGGUGGAGGCGAGACUGCCAGUGACGUGGUUGAAGAAUGGUGUGACAACGUAGAUCGCCUUAUUUGGAGUAUACCACGUGGAAUGCAUUUCUUCCGUAAGUUUGCAAAGAUUCUGCCGAACCGACAGCCCCAAGUCCUGGACAAGGCUUCAUCUCGUGCAAUGAAAUUCGUCGCUCCUUUCACAAAGGGAAAACCAGGGCUGGCGUGGGUAUGUAAGUGGACGUCAAACGGUUCACUACUCGCCUAUCAAGGCCAUGGUAUAUCCGAGUGGAAAAAUGACACCAAAUUUUUUCAGUGUUUCGUCAACAAAAAUGGUCAUGUGCUUGAUAUGGUUGACUACAACCGUUGUAUUCCAAAAGGCGCAAUUGAGAGCGUGAAGGGUAACGAAGUACAUUUCUGUGACGGCACAGAAGAAGAGGUUGAUAUUAUCAUUCAGUGCACAGGUUAUAAGGCAGAAUUUCCCAUGCUCCCCGCGGAAAUAAAGACGGUUCCUCUCACCCACAACUACAAGUAUCUGUUCAACGUCGAGGACCCGACAUUGGCUUUCAUCGGAUAUGUUCGGCCAGUGCUCGGAUCAUUGAUCACUUUGGCUGAGAUUCAAUCGUUUUUUAGCGCGAAAGUUUUCUCGGGACUGUGUGAGCUUCCUUCCCGAGAUGAAAGGCAGAGAAUAGCUGUGAAAGACAAGUUAUUUUGGGACGACUACUUUAAAGAUUCCUCCCGUAGACUUUCUACCUUGGUGGAAGCCUACACUUACGGAGAUGACAUCGCUAGGUUAUGCGGAAUAUUCCCUGAUUUCUGGACAAUGUUCAAAAGAAAUCCGCGUCAAGCAAUAACGGCGAUAUGCGCUCCAUACGAUAGCUGUUCAUUUCGCUUAAAUCAGCCAGAAUACCGAGAAAAGGCGUUACAGCACCUGCGGUACCAGAUGUCUGGGACUUUCUCUCCAAUACAUUUACUGCUCAUCCUCUUCAUGCGGCUGAUCUGGUUCGACUUCUGGCUGGAUGUCCUGGGCGAAAUCAAGUACAAGAUCCAGUGCGCAGGAUGGUGGAAAAAGAUAAGAGAUUGUCGACCCAUUCGUUUCUUAGAUUGGUGCUGGCAGGCUCCUAAGAGAUGGCUCUUUGAUAAUAAAACAAGAGCCUGACAAAGUACAACUCAUCACUCAAUAAUAACCAGUGCUCGUAACCGAGAGUGGUACUUAUAUUUUUCAAUUAUUCAUCAAGACUCUAUCAACGUCACCCAAGAUGUAAUAAUUUCCUUAUUCACAGGGUAAGGAGAGUGCUUAGAAUUUGUCCUUGUGGUACUCUCCUUCGGAGCCGUCGUUUGGUCUCGUCGCGCAACGUUCUUUUCCCGACCGACAGCUUCUUAAACCAGAUGCACAUUCCUUUCCCAAUUGUAGUUAAUAAGGUUGCGGUUGAUAGUUUUUCGAUCUAGCCGCGCGAAGACUUCUUCUCUAGUCACAGCUCGUUUCUUGUCAGGUAACCAAGUUUUCGGCCGAUCACCAGCGGAUAGUCUGUAAAUUUAAAUUAGGUGGGGGAGAGAAUGUUGCACGACGAGACCAAGGGGGGUUUAUGAUGGUUUUGUUUUUAUAUCCAGACAAGUUUCAGUCUCUAAACAUUAAUCCGUGGAAACUCGAUAAGGACAAGAGAGACAAGAUGCUGAAUAUAAACGAUCUGGACAUUGCGAACACGGAACUAAUCAAAUUAUUAGGAGUUCACAUAGAUGAUAAUCUCAAUUUUACUGAGCAUAUUAGCAAAUUAUGUACUAAGGCAAGCCAGAAAGUCGGAGUACUCUCUUGUCUUCAAAACUUAAUACCCUGCAAGGUUAAGCCACUACUGUAUAAAUCUGUUAUACUUCCCUAUUUAACUUACUGCCAUUUAACUUGGCAUUUUUGCAAGUCAUCCCACAAAAGGAAGCUAGAAGGAAUACAAGAAAGAGCCCUAAGGGUGAUAUAUAAAUCCCACUCUGACCCAUAUGAAGAACUUUUACGACGUGCUGAUAUACCUUCUUUAUAUAACAGACGGCUUCAAGAUAUCACUACACCUAUGUACAAAGUUAAACAUGGUCUCGUACCUUAUUGCGUUUCCGAUAUAUUUGUCUGCAAUAGUUCUACACACUCGCUGCUUAAUGGUGACUUCGUAUUACCACGUUUUAGAACUACACGAUACGGCGAACACUCUUUUAGAUAUCUUGGGUCUUUCUUAUGGUCAAAACUUACCGUAAAUCAGAGGAAUUCCCCCAGUUUACCCGUUUUUAUUAAAAAGAUAAGAAAAAAUUGGAUCUUACGGACAUUUUAACCAACGACAGCAAUUGCUGUAAUCUUUGUAACCACUAGAAUAAGUACCAUAUGUUAAUUAGUACCAUAUAUAUAAGUAUAAUAUAAUACCACAUAAUAUAAGUAUCAUAUGUUAAUUAGUAUUACUAUUUUAUUGGUGUUCCCAAUUAGUCCAUCUAGGC